AUGUUCCCUACUCAUGCACGAGCAAAAUCAGUAAAUUUAACAGAACAGCGAAUUAGCAAUAUUCCAUGCUUAUGCGCGCCUUCUGGUGUGUUUUGUGUCGCCUAUGAUGGUGACUUCGAUAUCAUAAAUAUUUGGGAAUAUCUCAUUGGUGGACAACCCACUGAAGAUCCUGGAUUCAUCGAAGCGAUGGGUUUCACCGGCAUGACCGAUGAGGUAGCAAUUGUAACAAAAGCAAAGGAGAAUAUCAUUUUUGCUAUGGCAACGUUAUCCAUGAAAGAUAGACAGAGGUUAUCAACAACAAAACGCGAGCUGGUACAUAAAUGCUCAUUCAACGGGAUUGCUUGCGACAUCGAUAAGUAUCGUCAAUACAUUCGAUAUUUGAAACAAUACAAUAAACAGAGGACUGGAAGCACUGUCCUGUCGCUUUGGUUUGAUGUGUCAAAAUUGUCCGAUGCCUAA
Gongylonema pulchrum is the source of this 459-nucleotide messenger RNA. The record is from the annotation of a GenBank genome assembly. NCBI's taxonomy places the organism in Eukaryota, Metazoa, Nematoda, Chromadorea, Rhabditida, Gongylonematidae.